Talaromyces proteolyticus is the source of this 1236-nucleotide messenger RNA. Its product is annotated as S-adenosyl-L-methionine-dependent methyltransferase. NCBI's taxonomy places the organism in Eukaryota, Fungi, Ascomycota, Eurotiomycetes, Eurotiales, Trichocomaceae. The record is from RefSeq and is a predicted model, not a curated record. Bases 89 to 1105 code for a protein of 338 amino acids. The transcript is spliced from 9 exons. Gene Ontology annotation, molecular function: methyltransferase activity.
ACCAAGCGCAGUUCCAUAUGCAAAUAGCCAAAACAGAUCUUACGUUCUAUAUAUAUUAGAGUGCUUCGAAACUGUUGCCUGAUUUGUAAUGUGUCGAGAGAGCAGGGACGACGGUAUUGUCGACCCUAUUUUUGACGUUCGGAAUGCUGAGAGCAGCGAUGGUGACUCGGCCUAUGAAGAAGGCGAUAUCAAUUCAAUGACAACUUCGUUAUCGUCAUCGGUGUUAACAUAUGUAUACGAGAAUGGCCGAAGAUACCACCAGCUUCGAGAAGGCAACUACAUUUUCCCCAAUGAUGAGAAAGAACAAGAUCGUCUGGACAUGCUGCACCAUAUCUACAGCUUAGCGCAAGGCGGUCGACUACACAUUGCUCCCAUCUCGAAUCCGCAGCGAGCGUUGGACAUGGGUACAGGAACUGGAAUUUGGGCACUUGAUUUUGCAGAUGAAUAUCCAGAAACAGAAGUAAUGGGUGUCGAUGUUACUCCUAUUCAACCUCAAUGGGCUGCCCCCAAUUGUCGCUUCAUAAUUGAUGAUCUAGAAGAAGAUUGGGAUUACUCGCCAAGUCAACGUUUUGACUACAUUCACCAACGCAGCAUGGCCGGCAGUAUUGGCAAUUGGCCGCGGCUCUAUCAACAAGCCUUGCAGAAUUUGAAUCCUAACGGAUGGAUCGAGAUUCAAGAAUUUGACGUUUGGUUCUACUCUCAGGUUUCUGGGGGACUUCCAGAGGAUUCGUCAAUCAUGAAAUGGCAGAAACUAAUUGACCAGGGAAGCAAAAAAUUGGGUAGGCCGCUCAACUAUGCCUCGCAGUUCGCAAAAAAUCUGGAAGAUGCGGGAUUUGAAGAUGUGCGAACAGAAGUUGUUAAGACACCGAUAGGUACAUGGCCUAAGGAUCCUAAGCUUCGUGAGCUAGGGGCAUUUCUUCAAGUGCAAAUGAAUGAGGCUCUCGAGGCCGUGACACUGGGAUACUUUACCCGUGUGCUUGGAUGGUCAGACCUUGAGACUCAAGUCAUGCUGGCUCAUGUCAAGAAAGAGUUCAAUGAUAGAUCUAAGCUUCUAUAUACGUUUUGUCGAUAUGUUGUGGGUCACAAACCGGGUCAAAGCUCCUGAAGGCCAAGCUUCAAGUACACAAAGUCUGUACCGAAAUGACUUGCAAUCCGUCAUAUGAUCGGAAUAUUUCAAACUCUUUACCGGGGAGAUUCAAGAGAUAAUCGCUUUUCUUUGGCUGGUUGAGCUGAUCU